Syngnathoides biaculeatus (alligator pipefish) is the source of this 2391-nucleotide messenger RNA. It is a transcript of the gene zfand5a, whose product is annotated as zinc finger, AN1-type domain 5a. The transcript is spliced from 6 exons. Bases 253 to 879 code for a protein of 208 amino acids. The record is from RefSeq and is a predicted model, not a curated record. Lineage: Eukaryota; Metazoa; Chordata; Actinopteri; Syngnathiformes; Syngnathidae. Gene Ontology annotation, molecular function: DNA binding; zinc ion binding.
CUGGAGAAGCGGUCGCCACAAAGAGCGCAGAGAGACGCGAGCACCAGAGGAAGGAGGUUCGACGAGCGGAGAAUUUAAGCCACCCGAAGCGGGCUUUUAAACGGACAAGUACGCCGAAUUAAGACCGGAGAAGGACGACAACCAACAACUGGCAAAUCCUCCAUCUUUUUUUUUUUUUUUUUUUUGCCAUAAACGUCAGGUUGUUGUUUUGUUCACGUCGCCACUGGAGACCAUCAUCGUCUUUCAUCAGCAAUGGCCCAAGAGACGAACCAGAGCCCGGUGCCCAUGCUCUGUGCCACAGGAUGUGGUUUCUAUGGCAACCCGAGAACCAAUGGUAUGUGUUCUGUAUGCUACAAGGAACAUCUGACACGGCAGCAGAGCAGCGACAGGAUGAGCCCCCUCAGCCCUAUGGGCUCAACUUCUAGUCCUACCUCAGAGGCCUCUGCAAUCCAGAGACUAGAAGCCAGUCUAGCUAAGGUCGAUGCCUCCCCUGCCUCCUCGCCAGAUGUGUCUAGAACUAUCCAAGGAUCUCUUCCUGUAACUCAGCAAAUGACAGAGAUGAGCAUCUCGCGAGAGGACAAGCCUGAAUCUCUCGAACCUGUUGUAAACCAGCCAGCGGCCUCUAGCCCAAUUCCUUUAGCUUCUUCCGGCACUGACGACAGCAAGGAUGACUCGUCCAAGCCAAAGAAGAACCGAUGCUUUAUGUGCCGUAAGCGGGUGGGCCUUACAGGAUUCGACUGUCGCUGUGGAAACAUCUUCUGCGGCAUUCACCGGUACUCCGACAAGCACAACUGCCCCUACGACUACAAGGCCGAGGCGGCCGCCAAGAUCCGUAAGGAGAACCCCGUGGUGGUGGCCGACAAGAUCCAGAGAAUAUAGAUCUCGCGAGGCCAACGAUGCAAGUGGCAGUGAUAAAGAUGACAACACUUUUUUUUUUUUUUGAAAAAGACUGCAGUGUUUGAUCUUUGGAAUUGAGCACUGGCGUUUGUGGCCAAGUGAGGAUGCAAAGGACUCGAUUUACAAAAUUAAAACCUCAAGAAGACAUUUGGGGGGAAAAAAAACAGGAAAAAAAAUCACAUCUGGGGGAGAUGCAUGAAUGAUCACCUUGCUCCCCUUUUUGAUUAAUCCAUUUGUUAGUUUUUUUUCUUAUUUUCUGUGGUGUGACUUUUUUUUCUUCCUAAGGAUACAUAUUGUCUUAUAAAAGAGCAGCCCAGAGUAAAUGUCCGAAGUAAGCUGCACUCCUCUCAUCUUAACCAGGCAUGCGGUGCCAAACUGUAAACUCAGACCACGUCAUGCGUCAGAAGCCAAGUCCAAGUCAAGAAUCGAGACCGCGCUGCACGAGCGUACAAACUGCCCCCCCCCCCUCCUCAAAAUGUUGCACAAGGGGUUCUGUUACUUCGUCUGUCUUUCCUGGCUCUACCUACCUCACAGCUGCUCUGUUCUCAUCUUUUAGCUGUUAUUUUAGUCCCCCCCCCUUUUUUUUUUUAUUUUUAUUUUGCUCAUCCGCUGUGAUCCCAGCAGAGCAGCAAGGGCACUUCUCAUCCGCCUCAGUGACCCCUCUGUUCAGCAUUCUCAUGUUGACUGAUUGGUUUGAUUGUUUUUGAGGCUCCUUCUCGUUUGAACUUCUCUAGGUACAGUGCAGGAGAGGGGGAAUAAUAUUCCACGUUUCACUAAAUUCCGGCCUUACCAGUUUUGGCUUUCUCGGUAAACGAGCUUGCGGAGGGAUAAAAGGCCUCGCAGCUCAAUCUUGGCUCCGAAGUUGAACGAAUGAUAUUUCUCUUCCUUUUACGGGAGAGUUUGCAGCAAAAUGGCUUCAGUCUGGUUGGGUUGCAGGAUUUUGUACUUGCUCAGACAAUUAACUUUUAUUAUUAUUAUUAUUAUUAUUUCCCCUAAUGGUGUUUUGAUGUCUGUGCAUGUGUUCAAUGCAUAUGCGCAGUUAGGAUAUGCGACCCGUGAGUUUUGUCUUUUGGAUUUUAUUCAUUUUAAGUGCGCUAACACGUUCAUGUGAACACUGUGUGUGUUUGUGGAGAAACCGUUUAUCAGCACAUGUUUACAGAAAAACUACAGGAGCAUGCCAGAGCUAGAUGGAAAUAAAAUGAAAUAUACUAGACUACCACAAUUACAUGUUGCGUGUGUUUAUGUCUGCAAGGUGCAUUUUCAUGGCUGCCUGACACAUUAUUUGUAUGUGAUUUGUGUUAUUCUCGAGUGUGUUUUUCCAUUUAAGACGACAUGUAUCGAUUUGAUUCCCCCCCCUUCUGAUUCUUAGUUAUAUGCAAAUUUGUACAAAAAUGAAAUUAAAAGUUAUUUAUGUAUUGCAUAUAAUCCUACUAUCCAGCAUUACCACAGAAUAGUAUCAUGUAAAUAAAACUGUACAGAGAGACAUUACCAAUA